Messenger RNA from Acanthosepion pharaonis, 807 nucleotides. The record is from the annotation of a GenBank genome assembly. NCBI's taxonomy places the organism in Eukaryota, Metazoa, Mollusca, Cephalopoda, Sepiida, Sepiidae.
AUGUAUUUAACAACUGAUAGGGCUAUCUCAAAACUCUGCUUAUAUCUAUAUAUCUUCCAAUCUCACUCUAUUCAUAUCUAUCUAUCUAUCUAUCUAUCUAUCUAUCUAUCUAUCUUUAAUCUGCUCAUUGUCUAUCUAUUUAUGGCCACCUUUUCAUAUCUAUCUAUCGCAAUCUUUUCACAUCUAUUUCUCUUUCAAUCUGUGCAUAUCUAUCUAUCCAUCUAUUUAUUUAUCUAUCUAUCUCAGUCUGUUCAUAUCUAUCUAUCUAUCUAUCUAUCUAUCUAUCUAUCUAUCUAUCUAUCUCAACUGUUCAUAUCUAUCUCAAUUUGUUCAUACCUGUUUAUCUCCAUCUGCUCAUAUCUAUCUAUCUAUCUAUCUAUCUAUCUAUCUAUCUAUCUAUCUAUAUAUAUAUAUAUAUAUAUAUAUAUAUCAAUCUGUUCAUAUCUAUCUCAAUUAGUUCAUAUCUAUUUAUCUAUCUCUAUCUGCUCAUAUCUCUCUCUCCUUCUAUCUAUCUCUCCUUUUAGCAAUCUAUAUCAGCCUUUAGAGAUCUCUUUUUAUCAUUUUUAUUUAUUUUAUUAUUUUCUUCUGUCGCACAUUAUAUUAACUCUAUCUAUCUAUCUAUCUAUCUAUCUAUCUAUCUAUCUAUCUAUGUCUAUCUUUUCAUAUCUAUCUAUCUAUCUAUCUAUCUAUCUAUCUAUCUAUCUAUCUAUCUAUGUCCAUCUUUUCAUAUCUAUCUAUCUAUCUAUCUAUCUAUCUAUCUAUCUAUCUAUCUAUCUAUCUAUCUAUCUGUGCAUCCGGUGUAAUUGA